Messenger RNA from Mirounga angustirostris (Northern elephant seal), 903 nucleotides. RefSeq names its product UDP-glucuronosyltransferase 1-6-like. Lineage: Eukaryota; Metazoa; Chordata; Mammalia; Carnivora; Phocidae. Gene Ontology annotation, molecular function: UDP-glycosyltransferase activity. The record is from RefSeq and is a predicted model, not a curated record.
AUGGCCUGCCUCCUCCACAUGUUUCAGAAAGUUCUCCUCUUAGUGCUCUGGGCGGGGGUUGUAGGUGACAAGCUGCUGGUGGUCCCUCAGGAUGGAAGCCACUGGCUCAGUAUGAAGGACAUAGUUGAGCUCCUCAGUCAGAGGGGGCACAACAUUGUGGUGCUGGUACCAGAAGUCAAUUUGCUUCUGAAGGAAUCCAAGCACUACACAAGAAGAAGCUACCCGGUGCCAUUCGAUCAGAAAGAGCUGGGGAAUCGUUACCACUUUUUUGGAAACGAUCACUUUGCUGAGACAUGGCUCCCGAACGCUGCUCAGAUGGAGUACAGGAAUAGCAUGAUGGUUAUUGACAUGUACUUCACCAACUGCCAGAGCCUCCUGGAGGACCCGGCCACCCUGAGUGUCCUCAGGGAGAGCAAGUUCGAUGCCCUUUUCACAGAACCAGCCCUACCCUGCGGGGUCAUCCUGGCCGAGUACCUGAGCCUGCCCUCUGUGUACCUCUUCGGGGGCUUCCCAUGCUCCCUGGAGCAUAUGAUGAGCAGGAGCCCAAACCCUGUGUCCCAUAUUCCCAGAUGCUACACUCAGUUCUCAGACCAGAUGACGUUCCCCCAACGGGUGGCCAACUACCUCGUUAAUUACUUGGAGACCUAUCUGUUCUAAUGCCUGUAUUCAAAGUAUGAAGACCUCCCCUCCAAUAUCCUCAAGAGAGAUGUGCACGUACCCACCUUGUAUCGGAAGGGCUCCGUUUGGCUGUUAAGAUAUGACUUUGUGUUUGAGUAUCCCAGACCGGUCAUGCCCAACAUGGUUUUCAUUGGAGGGACCAACUGCAAGAAGAAAGGAGUCCUGUCUCAGCCAACUGUCACCUGUGAGGGCUUCCUGAAGAAGGGGAUGCUGGGCUCAGAGUAG